AUGGGGAAGAAUAACGUUUUAGUUAAGGUUCAUCUUGAACGGAAAUAUGUUGUUGACAUUGAUAAAAAUAUCGAUAUCACCAAGAUAACUCCAUCAACAAGAGUUGCUCUCCGUAAUGACAGUUAUGUGCUUCAUUUAAUCUUGCAAAGCAAAGUUGAUCCAUUGGUCAACCUCAUGAAAGUUGAAAAGGUUCCAGAUUCCACAUAUGACAUGAUUGGCGGUCUUGACCAGCAAAUUAAAGAGAUAAAGGAGGUUUGCCUCGUGUACCCUUUUACUUUCUGCAUUUAAACUGGUAGUGGCAAUGGUGACAGUGAAGUGCAGCGGACUAUGCUGGAGCUUCUCAACCAGCUGGAUGGAUUUGAAGCAUCAAAUAAAAUA
Messenger RNA from Quercus lobata, 378 nucleotides. RefSeq names its product 26S proteasome regulatory subunit 8 homolog A-like. The transcript has 2 exons. The record is from RefSeq and is a predicted model, not a curated record. The coding region runs from base 1 to 288 and encodes 95 amino acids. Lineage: Eukaryota; Viridiplantae; Streptophyta; Magnoliopsida; Fagales; Fagaceae.